This is a messenger RNA of Saxophila tyrrhenica, 546 nucleotides long. RefSeq lists its product as uncharacterized. The transcript is spliced from 2 exons. Bases 1 to 546 code for a protein of 181 amino acids. NCBI's taxonomy places the organism in Eukaryota, Fungi, Ascomycota, Dothideomycetes, Mycosphaerellales, Extremaceae. The record is from RefSeq and is a predicted model, not a curated record.
AUGGCCCCCCGCAUUAACACCAUCCACGACUACAACCAGCCCCGGCAGCCACCGGCCAUCAACCGCAACUGCCCCGGCAUGACUUCGAUAUGGCCCUUCUCGAUCAGCAGCUUCAGUCCUCUCGGCCGUUUUUCCUGGGGCGACGUGCUACGCCGCAUCGGCAUGAUCUUAAUUCUUUGCGAAAGGACGGGCCUCGAAGCGUACUUUCUGAUCAUUCUGCUGCACAGCAAGAGCGGGCUUGCUUUUAUCAUCUGGCUGGCGAUGGACAUUGUUGCGUUCGUCUUCCUGGCGUGGUGUCUUUCUGUGAUUGGAGACGCGCAGGGAGAUAAGAUUGUUUUUGGGGCGAGAGUGAGCCGCUUCCACUUCGACGCGUUCCUUCUUUUUGCAGCGCUCGUGCACCUUUUACUGGUCAUGUCGUUUGGCAUACUCGUAUAUGGUCUUGGAGGCGGUACCUUCAGCGCCAUCUGGAUGGGCAUGUGGUUGUUAUUUAUUGGCGUCGCCUGGGUUGCGCGAUGGGAGGAGGCAGGCCCUGUCAGUCUUGUAUGA